AUGGUCAAAGAAACAGCUCUAUAUGACCUCCUAAAUCUGCAGCCUACGGCAGAGGCGGCAGAUAUCAAAAAAGGGUACCGCCGCAUGGCUUUGAAGUAUCAUCCAGAUAAGAAUUCGGAGCCUGGAGCCGAGGAUAUGUUCAAGAAAAUCAGUGAAGCUUACCAG
Molecule: messenger RNA, 165 nt
Organism: Sphaeroforma arctica JP610
Lineage: Eukaryota; Ichthyosporea; Ichthyophonida
Exons: 1
Biological process (GO): protein import into peroxisome matrix
Cellular component (GO): cytosol
Source: RefSeq, a predicted model, not a curated record